Uncinocarpus reesii 1704 is the source of this 801-nucleotide messenger RNA. RefSeq lists its product as uncharacterized. Gene Ontology annotation, cellular component: cytoplasm. Lineage: Eukaryota; Fungi; Ascomycota; Eurotiomycetes; Onygenales; Onygenaceae. Bases 1 to 801 code for a protein of 266 amino acids. Gene Ontology annotation, molecular function: palmitoyl-(protein) hydrolase activity; carboxylic ester hydrolase activity. The transcript is spliced from 4 exons. Gene Ontology annotation, biological process: protein depalmitoylation. The record is from RefSeq and is a predicted model, not a curated record.
AUGGCUACAGCACCAUUUGUGGUCCCUGCUUUGAAGAAGCAUUCUGCCACGGUUAUCAUGGCACAUGGCCUUGGUGAUAACGCUCCAUGGCUGACUGUUGAAUUGGUAGUGGUGCUGGGUGGUAUGCCAUUCUGCCAGUCUUUAGCUCAAGUCUACAAACCUGGUCCGGUUUUGACGGAAGUUAGGAUGAUGCUUGCGCAGAAUUGGCGGCGCCGUGGCAUGUUUGAUGAAGUUUCGUUCAUUUUCCCGAAUGCGCCUCCAAUUCCAAUUACAAUUAAUUUUGGGACGGUCAUGCCGGGCUGGUAUGAUAUUGCAACACUGUCGGUAACGGCGACACAGGAGGAGUUUGUGCAGCGGCAAGAUGAACCUGGAAUUCUAAAAUCACGCGAAUAUUUCAACUCUCUCAUCAAGGAGGAAAUGGACAAGGGAAUCAAAUCCUCCCGUAUCGUCCUCGGCGGCUUCUCACAGGGGGGAGCAAUGUCAUUGGUCACUGGGCUUACGUGCAAGGAUAAACUGGGGGCGAUAUUCGCACUUUCCAGUUAUUUACCUCUUUCGAACAAGAUUAAGGAAUUGCUUCCCGAGAACUGGCCGAAUGAAAAGACGCCUGUGUUCAUGGCACAUGGUGACAUAGACGCAGUCGUCAAGUUCGAACUGGGCCAAAAAUCGGCGGAGCACCUGAAGGAAAUGGGAAUGGAUGUUGAGUUCCACAAAUACCCGUAUGUUACUCCUAUUUCGAGCGUCAAACGUGCCUUAGCCCCGAUGCUGACGUCUCUUACAAAGCGGACUUGGACACUCGGGUGA